Molecule: messenger RNA, 1218 nt
Organism: Thermochaetoides thermophila DSM 1495
Lineage: Eukaryota; Fungi; Ascomycota; Sordariomycetes; Sordariales; Chaetomiaceae
Exons: 1
Coding region: 1-1218 (405 amino acids)
Source: RefSeq, a predicted model, not a curated record
AUGUCCUUAACCGAUCAACCACUCUCACAACUCAUCUACCCCCCAUUCUCCUUCAACACUCCUCCCAACCCCUUCAAAACCCUCCUCCCCUCCGCACAAACCGCCGGCGGCGACGGCGCGAUCGGCGGAGGAGCUUCCUACUACCUUGGCCCCCCGACACCCGCUCCCGACGCCCAACCCUCUGGAGGCUCCUUCGGCGAGCAGUACCCCUGGCUGUGGAUGCUGCUGCCGAUCGGCUUGAUCUUCUGCAUCGGCGCGACAGUGACCUGGUUCCAAAACCGGGCUCUGCGGCGGCGGCAUGCGGAGCGUGUGGCCGAGCUGGCAGCUUUGCGCCGGCAGAGGCUGGCGUUGUUAGGGGGUUUGCCGGACCGCAUGUCGGCUGAGGAGCAGGGGGAUGGGGAGAGGGAUGUCGAGGCUGAGGCAGGGGUUGGUGCUGAGGCAAGUCGGCAUCAAGGCGUCCAGGGUCAGCAGGAACGGCAGGGUGCCGCGAGACCGCCAUUCGACUGGACCUCGUUUAUUCUGCAACAGCAGCAACAGAUGGCGGAGGAGCAGCGGCGCCGGGAGGAAGGGCUGAACACAUAUGACGAUCCACCGCCACCGUAUGAGAAGGAACUGCCUAGCUACCCGCCACUGGCAGUCCUGGCUCCUCAGCGGGGUUUUGUCGCUGAGGAAGUGACGGGAACACCCGGACCUCCGCCUUAUAAUGCUUCUCCUCGCCCUUCUUCGCCGUCGGGGUCUGCGCAGCCCGUCAGGGUCCCGCCGCCCGUUGACCAUGGACGGCACCAGCAGGCUGCAUCGGCCUCCAGCCAAGGUCAUGACGAUCAUCACAAUGAGUGGCCGCGGGUGACGGAACGACACAGCCCUUCUCCCGAAAGCAACAUCGACAACGAUCCCGUCCGGAUCUCCCCAGCCCGAAAUCUGCGCCGCUCGCACAGCCAAACCGAUCUCCGUGGCAGCAGCUCCAUCUGCGAGCGUCAGCAAGAUGUAGGGGCCGCUCAACCCCGGAGGGACUCAGCCAAGGAACUGAGCGAUAGCACCAACGAAUGGGAGGAAAUGAUUCGGACAACAAACAAGAGCUCCAGUCGGCGCAACAGCAACAGUUUCGGCUCCGUCUACUCACUGGAUUGGCUGCGGACUGGGGAGGAUGCAGGCGACAGUUCCGGUCAGGGAAAGGAUACUGAUCGGAAUAAGGAUGAAAAGGGACAGUCCUAUUCUUGA